Molecule: messenger RNA, 4141 nt
Organism: Leptidea sinapis
Lineage: Eukaryota; Metazoa; Arthropoda; Insecta; Lepidoptera; Pieridae
Gene: Lk6
Product: MAP kinase-interacting serine/threonine-protein kinase 1-like
Exons: 7
Coding region: 334-1803 (489 amino acids)
Biological process (GO): intracellular signal transduction; peptidyl-serine phosphorylation; protein autophosphorylation
Cellular component (GO): nucleus; cytoplasm
Molecular function (GO): calmodulin binding; calcium-dependent protein serine/threonine kinase activity; ATP binding
Source: RefSeq, a predicted model, not a curated record
GCAAUUUUAUUUACAGCAGUUGGAUUUCAGAACAUCGAACGGGCGGGCGUGCGUAGGAUGGAUCGCUAAUGACACCAGUAAUUUUUUUUUCAUUCCGCCUUCUACAGUGUUUGUUUAUACCUUCCGGCACAUUUUAAAUCCUUCUCGAACGUGGUGCUAUAUGAACUUUUUAGUUGCGGCGUUUAUUUUCUGUUAAAUUUUACCAAAAGCGCCGUUCCGAUUUCUCAUCGAGAAGGCAGCCGCAUAAGUUUGAAAGCGGCUUUUCAAGAGUAGUAAGCCUACUCAGUAAAUUUUGUUAUUGCUACUUCAACAAUUCAAGCAAAUAUUACAAAAAUGGUGAAAAAGAUCUCAGAGGAGAGUGUGGAUAGCGGCGUUGGUCAUGGAAGCAGUCGGUCGGGGAGCGAGCGCGAAUGUGAAGAGGUGGUACUAGGAUCUGAUUCUUCAGCUCCGGUGCCCAUCCCCGACAGUGAGGACCUCCAGCGGCGCAAGGAAGAGGCUCGCAGGAAACGCCGCAGGAAGAAGCGCUCUGGGAGCUCCGUGGUCACGUCAUGUUUUCAAGAUCUGUACAAAUUGACCGGCGAGGUACUCGGCGAGGGCGCGUACGCCUCGGUUCAGACCUGCGUCAACAUCUAUACGGGCCAGGAGUUCGCAGUGAAGAUCAUAGACAAGGUGCCGGGGCACGCCCGCGCUCGCGUCUUCCGGGAGGUGGAGACCUUCCACUACUGUCAGGGGCACCCCAAUAUAAUCCAGCUCAUUGAAUUUUUCGAGGACACCGACAAGUUCUAUCUUGUCUUUGAAAAGAUAAACGGCGGACAACUUCUCGCCCGCAUCCAGGAGUUCCACUACUUUUCGGAGCCGCAGGCGGCGCAGAUCGUGCGAGAGAUAGCGAACGCUCUCCACUUCCUCCACGGCAAAGGCGUAGCGCACCGCGACCUCAAGCCCGAGAACAUCCUGUGCGUUCACCGCGACAGGCUGUGUCCCGUGAAGGUCUGCGACUUUGAUCUGGGCAGCGGCAUCAGCUUCACGUCAACCCUCGCCGGCCCGCUGGCUACGCCACAGCUCAUGACUCCGGUUGGCAGCGCUGAAUUCAUGGCACCCGAGGUGGUGUGCCUAUUCGCGGGCUCGGCGGCCACGUCGUACGACAAGCGCUGCGACCUGUGGUCCCUGGGCGUGAUCGCCUACAUCCUGCUGUGCGGGUACCCUCCCUUCCGCGCCAACUGCGGCCGGGACUGCGGCUGGGUGCGGGGCGAGAACUGUCGCGCCUGCCAGGACCUGCUCUUCACGUCCAUACAGGAGGGCAGAUACACAUUCCCGGAGGAGGAAUGGUCAGAGAUAUCAUCGGAAGCCAAGGACCUCAUCCGUCAGUUGCUGGUGCGCGAGGCUUCCCACCGCCUCAGCGCCGAGCGAGUGCUGAACCAUCCGUGGCUGCAGUGCGCCGAUCCUGAUCACCCCAACCAAUAUCCACCGCUGCAGACUCCACUGAAUAUCAAAAGGAAUAUGUCAGCUCGGAAUCUAUCUAACUUCGCGGAGUCUGCCAUGGCAGUGAAUAGGGUGAUUCAGCAGCAUUUCUCCAUGAACUAUUCGUAUAUGGAGAGACCCCCGGCUCUUCGAUGCACCAAAUCCUGUCAACCGAGCCCUCCGCAACUGAUUGAGGAAGUGGAAGGCGCUGGAGUUGCUAUGCAAAAGAUGGCCAUUGGUAACCGAUGUGUUGACGAUGGACUUCCAUUUGGCCUGUCUCCUCCCACCGAGUCACAACUUCUUCGUCGCCGUCUGCAAACCGAGAAGCCCCUCCCUGUCCAUUAGCACUCACCUGGACUAUCAUUCCGAAUUCCAUCCCUACGUUGUGUGAAUCUCAACCGUAGAGAAACAGAUUUAAGAGUGAUAGUUCAUCCGGUAGACUCCCGCCGAUUUGCGAGACAACAUUGUGCGGCAGUACCCUUACUGUGUCUAAAUUGCUAAAAUAGACGAGUGUGCGCAGUUUUGCCAGAAAUAAUUGCUAAUGUAGUGAGUGCUCCUGGUUCGUCUGUGAAGUCUACCAAGGACGCCAUCUUGAAAUUUGAUAUACAUAUACAACCAAAAAAUAUUAAAACUGUUUUUCUAUAAGUGGAUGCAUAUUCAUGUAUCUAUAUUUUUUUUUAAUUAUUGAAAUCUUAGAUAUAUAAUCUUGUCAAUAUAUUUUUUUUGAUGAUGGCAUCCUUGGCAGCCUUUUAAAACGAGUGGGUGAAGGUAGGAUGUGACUGUGCCCGUCACAUUCCAUCAAGCCACAGUUUAGGACUGUCCAUCGAGUGCUUUAUUAUUCCGGGACUUUUAAUCCACUAAACACCUAUACUAAACUUAUGUUUAUUCAAGUUAAUAAAUUAAAAUACCAGCAAAACAUGAAUAUUUCUCAUUUUUCUGGAGUCUGAACAAGCAGAGUAGUUGUCAGUAUUGGUGUUUAGUUGAUCGACGGAUCGUGCGACUAGUCGACGAACAAGUUUAUGAACUGCUCUCCAAAACGUAGGCGGUCGAACUUGACUGUGCCAAUGGAUAUUCCACCAGUGAUAAUUGUGAAAUCCGAUCGCAAACCGAACGGUACUUAGUGCUGUAACGUUUUAUUUGAGCCAUUUUAAAGAUUAUAUUUUUAUGAAUGAAUAAAACGACUGAAUAGUUUUUAUUGAAAUGUAGAGUAUUUUGUGAGUUUAUGAGGCGGGCCUGUGCCGCCGAGACCGUAUGCCGGUCGAUAAAAUCGUAUUAUAUUGUGACCACUGAGUAUAACAAUAUUUGAACAUUAAUUCCACAAUCUUGUGUAAACACUAAUAUUAUUAUCAAAUACAAAUUUAAAUAAUUUUUGUUAAAGUAGGAUUACCUAGGCACUUGAAUCUUAAUUAUUGUUUAAUGACUGUUUUUUUGGAGAGAGUAGAAUAACAUUUAACUUUCUGUGUAAGUGCUAUUGUGACGUCUCAACAAAUAAAAAUGAAGACCAACAAAUUAUAUUUUUCCGUAUUUCCUUUGUAACAAUAUUGUUAUGUUCAGUGUGACACACAUAAAGCAUUGUAAUUGUGCUAAUUACAUUUAUUAAUACUGCUGAUAAAAUUUUCUCUUUGGGUUUAUGAAAUCCGUUCUUGAAAUUGAGCUUGUGUGAUUUAAUUGUCUUUGUAUGCCUAUCAGUUAAAAGAAUAAUUGCUACUUGUAUAUUUUCGGAUACUAGUCUGUUAAUGUGAUUAUUUUUGCAUUUUUACCAACAAACCAAUAUCUCAUUAUGUAAGUUUCAAAAUCAAAUUUUUUGAAUGUUUUACAAAUCCGUAGCGAAACCAGGGUUGUUAUUAAUUAUCAUCUUUAAAAUUUGCUUCAAUAUCUACAAAAUAAUUAUUGAAAUGUUUCGUUGACAGUAAAUUGUAAACAAUUUAUUUGACAUUUGUGAUUUUUAUUUAGUUUCGCUACAGAACAAGCAGAAUGAAAGGAACGAACACAUGUUACAUAUAAGGAGUGUUGUUCAAUGUGUAUAUAGAAGUUAAGAUCUAAGGUUGAAUUGGCUUAUUAUGUAAGGUGAUUAGGGCAUUGGAGAGCUGUUUGUAAGAAAUGACAUUAUUAACUUGUAGGUACCUCUACUGAUAGUGUUAUACAACAUAAUGUCUCGUAUAAAAUAUCCAUACAGUGACACCAUUCUUUAUUUUGUUGCUAAUAAUGUCUUGGCGGUGAACUAAUUGUAGAGGUACUUGCUUUUGGGUUUACCACAUGUUAUUUUUUUUUAUCAGAAAACCAUGGAGCUGUCUAAGGUACUUCAGGGAGACAGUUAAUCUGAUAAGAACUUUUGACAUAGUGGCUUACCCUAAUGUUGCAUGGAGUUCCAUGGGACUGCCAUAAUAUUGUGAUCAGUUUGAAUACUUUUAUAUUGCUGAAAGAAUGAAAUGUCGAUAUAAUAUUAAGUGUAGACGAGCUAGACUGUAAUACUGCGUACACUGAUUGGAGAAAGAAACACAUAGAGACAUAAUUCUUUUUUUUUAUUGAAAGUUUAAUUAUUAAUUUGUUUUCUGAUGUAAUUUAUCCUUAAUUCUCUUUAUCCAAUCAAUUCUUACUACUUGCGCAGAUCUUGUUAUAUUUUAUUAACGACAAUUAUUGGUUUGAAAUUAUCAUUGAAAUACAAGAUGUUUGAUUAUUAUAA